CUCUCUCUCUCUCUCUCUCUCUCUCUCUCUCUCUCUCUCUCUCUCUCUCUCUCUCUCUCUCUCUCUCUCUCUCUCUCUCUCUCUCUCUCUCUCGUUCCAUCUCUCUCUCUGUCGUUCCCUAUCCCUCUUCGACAUCGACCCAACAUCACGACCCACUCCGGCCAUCCACCCACGUCCCCGACCCACUCCGGCCAUCCACCCACGACCCCGACCCAACCACGAACCACCACGGACCACCACGACCAGUGACCAGUGACCACCACCACGACCCAGUGACCACCACGAACCACCACGAACCACCACGGACCACCACAAAACGUCACCACCACCACCACCCGUGAUCGUCGACACCGAACAGAGGCCAUCGCCACCACGAGCAGUACCUGUCGCCACCACCACCCGUGAUCAUUAAAAGAUGGCUCCCAGACUCAUUAUUCCAGCACCCGAGCAUUUCACUGGCCGCGUCACAUAUAGGGGCACUGGAAUUUUUGCAAAAAUUAAAGCUCGGUUUGAGGAGUUCAACCUUAAUAACACGGCGAAGGAAAGCCGUUUCGGGAGCUUCUGGAAUGCCGUACCACUGACAUUCUCCUCGGUGUUAUUUCACCAGCUGAUGCUCCACAAAAUGAAAGUGGAUGCUCAGGAGGAGUUGAGGAUGAGGUUUUAUGUUGGUCGGAAGGAGGUCCGAUUCGGGGUGCUGGAGUUUGCACUCAUUACGGGUUUGGACUUCUCCUCGGGGCCAACAGAAGAGGAGAAGGCUGCGCAGGUCGCGCGCUCGGGGUCAGACCGAUUGAUCAACAAAUAUUUCAACCGGUUCGAUAGUGUGAAGACAGAAUCACUCCAACUUCAGUUCACAAACUGCCAGAACCCGGAAGACUUGUACAAGCUCGGCUUGUGCUUGUUUGUGGAGUCAGUGCUUCUGGGCCGCGAGGCCAACGCGCUGAUCACGCCUCACAUACUUAGAUAUGUGGAAGACCUCGAGUUCUUCUUCCGGAUUCCUUGGUGGAAGCACUCAUUCGCCAGACUCAUGCACUCGCUUCAGAAAGACAUGUUGAAACAGAAGGCCAACUACGAGAAGAAGCUGAGUUCGGAUGUUCAGCACGAGUGCAAAUACACAGCAUAUGGCUUCGCACCUGCAAUCCAAUAUUGGGCGUACGAGGCCAUUUUGGAGGUUGGCAAGAGGUAUGGCGCGAACCACGGGAUUCGGUUCCCCAGGAUGCUUAGCUGGACGAGCAAAGGCGAUAUUGGGAAGAAAGACGUCAGCGCAUUAUUUUCUAGACGGAAUCUGGAAGUGGUGAAGGGGCUACUUCCACGGACAGAGGAGGAGGCAUUUGUGAGGACAAUAUCUUACGAUGGUGUGGAGAACCUGGUUGAUGAUGUUGUGGAUGACACAGAGGCUGAGGCAGGUAGUCAGGUACCAGAGACUCAGGUCCCAGACACUCAGGAAAGAGACACUCAGGCCACUGGUUCAGAACCUCAACCCAGUGCACCAUCUUCAUCAGGCGUUCGGGGUGCCGAGUACACUGAUUUAGUGGCUCGGUUGGAUAGGAUCGAGGCUGACACUCAGGGUCUGUAUGCUGCUCAUGUCGAGCUGAAGAAGGCAUACGAGACCAGCCAUGUAGAGCUGAAGGGUGGUCAGAACGUAAUUAUGGAGCAGCUCAGACACAUAUUGGCCAUGUUGAAUCGUCCGCCAACGACGGCUUCGCAUAUAGAUGCAGCAAUGCAUAUGCUGAGGAGGCGACGCACCGACUAUCCACUGACAUUUCCUCAGAAGGGUAUCAUUCUCUCCACAUUCGUGACCGCCAUGAUCAGCAGUGCAUGGACGAGCCACAAGGGUCCGAGGAAAAACUUUAAAUGGGAGGAUUAUAUCCUGGACUACUGCACAGGGGCUCAUAAGCGUCUGUCAUUGGACCGCCAUGGAACCCAUCAUGAAGGUUUGGGCAGAACUGCUGCCCUCGCUAAUCCUUGCAACCAGGGAAUUUUCACAUAA
Messenger RNA from Cannabis sativa, 1987 nucleotides. RefSeq lists its product as uncharacterized. The record is from RefSeq and is a predicted model, not a curated record. The coding region runs from base 416 to 1987 and encodes 523 amino acids. The transcript has 6 exons. Lineage: Eukaryota; Viridiplantae; Streptophyta; Magnoliopsida; Rosales; Cannabaceae.